Molecule: messenger RNA, 1439 nt
Organism: Penaeus chinensis
Lineage: Eukaryota; Metazoa; Arthropoda; Malacostraca; Decapoda; Penaeidae
Exons: 4
Coding region: 879-1292 (137 amino acids)
Source: RefSeq, a predicted model, not a curated record
ACUCGCUGGCAUUCACACGCCCGCUCGCCUCCCCACACCCGCUCUUGCUCCCGCCGGCGCGGUUCCUCUCCCUCUGCUGACUGGAAAGCAGGCUACGCUGCCGGGAAUCAUUACUCGCACUGGUGCUCCUCCUCCUCGCCAGGGCCUCCGCGGCUCGCUGCUGCAGCGCGGCCCACAGGAUACCGAACCAGGGCUGAAUUAUCGUUAUUUGUUUCAAUGCUCACUUCCGCGGGUGUGUGACCCCUCCCCCCUUCCUCCUAAAGGUGUUUAUGUUAUACGCGGAUGUGGAUCUGUUGCGAGGUGUAAUGUUGACGCAGGGGAUCGAAGUGCACGUUGGUGGAUAUUGAUACUUUUCUCACCCAAUUAUUUAUACUUACUGCUCACGUGGUGAAAAUCGCGCCCUCGGCACGCGUGGAAGUUAAAAGAGAAAGAGGAGAGAGAGAAAAAAGUAAGGAACCAGGGACAUUGGCCUCGAAGCCGAAGAGGAACGGAUUGUCGCUGCAUAUUCGUUAUGUUUGUCUCGAGUGAACGUGUGCGUGCGUGUGCUCGUGUAGAGACGUAAUCUGUUGUGAAGCUAUUGAUUGAGGUGCAAGGCUAGGUAACCCGCCCCGGAGUAUCGCGUGCAGGGCGAUGUAGAUGGUAAACAUCGGGGCAGAGACGCCGGGGCGGAGAGCUGGAGGUGGAGUGCCGUCCCGUGGCACAAGAGCCGCCGCACAGGUGUCAUGUCAUCCUUUACGAGGGCCGUGCUGACAGCGUGCCGACCCACGUAGGCUGAACCACGUGGGGAUAACCCUGUGCGUGACUCCCCCACCUCCCCUCCCCCCUCCCUUGUUCAAGACAGUGACUAUGGAUAAACUCUCCCGGAGCGCCCCUUGGCCAUGAAGACGUGUGUGCGCCGCCCCUGGCCGCCCACGCCACGGUCCUUCUCGCCCACUGCCACCACCACCGCCCUCCGGAUAUGGCUGCUGUGCGCUGUGCUGGUGGUGGGCGCGUGGGCGGACAACGCCGCCACGCACGGGCGGAGCGAGGACUGGGCCGGGGAGGCUGAGCCCACGGAGGCCUCCGACCCGUGCCCCAUGUGCGACAUCAGCCCGCUCCCGGAGGACACGGUGUCGGCGCGGGACCCGCCCGUCAAGGUGGUGUGUCACGACCAGCUCCUCAUCACGUCCUUCCAGGAUAUCUGGCCGCACUGCCUCCCGCCCACCACGAAGCAGCUAGACCUGUCUGGGAGUGGCCUCACGCGCCUCCCCGCCGGCAUCCUCUCGUAUUUGCCCAACCUGGAAAAACUGUAAGUUCCUGGCGCAGAGAAGAGAGAGAAGUUGGUGAGUUUGAGAUUUGGCCCUAAUUCAGUAGAGAAUAUUGAAUAAGGGCCUUACCAGCGCCAGCCUUGAUGAAAUGGUUAAUAUUUACUUCGAAAAAUGCUUCGUUUUGCUUCACUA